ACGUGUAAAAUUCAAUUCACUGUGCUUCUGCUGCUGGAUAAAGAAGUUGACCAAGUUUUGUCUUCGUCUUCAUCGCACUUACAUAUCUAUAAUUGAGCCCUCUUUGCUGAACAAUCGCUCAUUUCGUUCCAGUCCAUUGGUCCGUCAGGUUCUGUAUCGUUCUUCGUCUCACCUCGUCAACCAAGUAGUCUGAUUAUAUCAAAAUGAUUCGCUCCUUCUCAACCCUGCUGAAAAGUGAGAUUGGUGGGAGUGGUGUUUUUCUGAAGAGAGGAAAAGCUACGUCUCACCCAAAAACCACGUCUGGUGCGAAAAUAACACCACAACAGAUUUUCGACAGAGAGUCAAAAUACGGGGCGCACAAUUACCAUCCCAUCCCCGUCGCCUUGUGCAGAGGAGAAGGCGUCUACGUCUGGGAUGUCGAGGGACGACGCUAUUUCGACUUUCUGAGCGCCUACUCGGCCGUGAAUCAGGGCCAUUGCCAUCCCAAAAUCGUCGCCGCGUUGAAAGAGCAAGCCGACAUUCUCACCUUGACGUCGCGAGCGUUCUAUUCAGACGUGCUGGGCGAAUAUGAGGAGUACUUGACAAGACUGUUCGGAUAUGAUAAGGUCCUUCCCAUGAAUACGGGAGUCGAAGGUGGCGAAACGGCGUGCAAAUUGGCCCGAAAAUGGGGCUACAUGAAGAAAGGGAUUCCCAAAAAUGAGGCGAAAAUAGUCUUCGUGGAGGGCAACUUUUGGGGAAGGACGAUGUCCGCAAUUUCAGCGUCGACAGAUCCCGUUUCCUAUGAAGGCUUUGGACCCUACAUGCCAGGGUUUAAAAUCAUUCCGUAUAACGAUUUGGAGGUUUUGGAGCAAGCCUUGCAAGACCCGACUGUGUGCGCCUUCAUGGUGGAGCCGAUUCAAGGCGAGGCUGGCGUCGUCGUCCCACACGACGGUUAUCUCAAAGGCGUCCGGGACAUCUGCACCAGGCGAAAUGUUCUCUUUAUUGCGGACGAGGUGCAAACCGGACUCGCCCGCACGGGGAAAAGACUGGCCGUCGAUCAUGAAAAUGUUCGCCCCGACAUUGUCAUUUUGGGGAAGGCUUUGAGCGGUGGUGUGCUACCGGUUUCUGCUGUUCUUGCGGAUGACGACGUCAUGCUGUGCAUCCGACCUGGAGAGCAUGGUUCGACUUAUGGUGGCAAUCCACUCGCUUGCAAGGUAGCAAUGGCCGCACUCGAAGUCAUGGAAGAGGAAGGAUUGGCCAAAAACGCGGAAAAGAUGGGUCAAGUAUUACGCACUGAAUUGGCCAAAUUGCCAUCCUCCGUCGUCAAACUCGUGAGAGGAAAAGGGCUCUUGAACGCAGUAGUGGUUGCACCAGAAUUCGACGCCUGGGAAAUGUGUGUUCGCCUGAAGGACAACGGACUCCUGGCCAAACCCACGCAUGGCGACAUUAUCCGCCUUGCCCCACCCCUCACCAUCAACCAGACUGAGCUGGACCAGGCCAUCGCCAUUAUGAGUGACACCAUGAAAUCAUACGUCCCCAAGAAGUAGAUGAUGGAUGUCACGCGAUAAUCAAUAAUUCGGAUAAGAUUCGUACAUACGUAUUUUUCUUCGUGUCAGAAAUCAUUUACUUUAUUGCUACAUUAUUAUUAAUUAUUAUUAUUCUUGUCCCAUCACAAUUUAUAUUUUCGUCGUUGAUCCAACAUCGAUCGAUCAAAUGACUAACUAAUCUGGACCAGAUUUGCAUUGUCUAAGACUAAAAUUGUAUUUUUUUCAAGUAAUAAAAUUAUUCUGGAAUAUUA
Messenger RNA from Folsomia candida, 1777 nucleotides. It is a transcript of the gene Oat, whose product is annotated as ornithine aminotransferase, mitochondrial. Gene Ontology annotation, cellular component: cytoplasm. Lineage: Eukaryota; Metazoa; Arthropoda; Collembola; Entomobryomorpha; Isotomidae. The record is from RefSeq and is a predicted model, not a curated record. Gene Ontology annotation, molecular function: identical protein binding; L-ornithine transaminase activity; pyridoxal phosphate binding. The coding region runs from base 204 to 1526 and encodes 440 amino acids. The transcript is spliced from 6 exons.